AUGGCAGGCAACUUUACGAUCGGUCAAGUCUUACCAGAGUUUCAAGAGUUAUUUGACGAAAUAUUUGAUGAUGAAGAUAGCGAUGAGUUUGACGGGUUCGAUAUUGAUGAUGAGAAUAACGACGGCGAUUUAUUGGGGUCAUUUGCUGAAGAUACCUGGAUAGAAGGCGGUAAAACUCCCAUGGGGUUUACAUUCACGGGGAAUGCUGGACCUAAGAACUUGCCUGAGCCAGAGACUGGAUCAUUAUCCAUUCUUGACUACUUUGAAGCGGUUUUCACAGACGGACAUCCAGAGCGUACUCAGCACUCCCGCUUCAAGAAAUGGACUCCAGUGACCCAUGGUGAGAUGAAAGUUUUUAUAGCAGUGGCAAUUGCAAUGGGAAUUAUAAAGCAGAUCAACAUGCAGGACUAUUGGUGCACUGACCCUGUAGUAAGUACGCCAUUUUUUUCUUCUGUGAUGCCCCGUGAUAGGUUCCUGUCGAUCAUGAGUUUCUUGCACUUGUCCAACAACACUUUGGCUGUUCCCCGUGGCGAGGAAGGUUAUACUCAUCUUCAAAAAGUUGGUUCUCUCUACCAAGAGCUUCUUCAGAGAUUCCAGGAAGUCUACAAUCCUAGUCAGUGUGUAGCAGUAGAUGAGGGAAUGAUUGCUUGGAGGGGAAAUUUGAAGUUUAGGGUGUAUAGUCCGGACAAACCAAUCAAGUACGGAAAUAAAGCUUUACAUGCUCUGUGA
This is a messenger RNA of Pecten maximus, 729 nucleotides long. RefSeq names its product piggyBac transposable element-derived protein 4-like. The record is from RefSeq and is a predicted model, not a curated record. The coding region runs from base 1 to 729 and encodes 242 amino acids. Gene Ontology annotation, molecular function: hydrolase activity, hydrolyzing O-glycosyl compounds. Gene Ontology annotation, biological process: carbohydrate metabolic process. NCBI's taxonomy places the organism in Eukaryota, Metazoa, Mollusca, Bivalvia, Pectinida, Pectinidae. The transcript has 2 exons.